GAAAAAGCCGAUUUCACUGGAUGAAUGAGGAAACCACCUUAAGGAAGCAAACCCAGUCUUGAACAUUGCCCAGGAAGACGCUCUGCUGGACGUCUCCGCCUCAGGUUUCUGCUGAAUCCCUGCUUCACUCUUGACGCAAGCAAUUCAACCUUCUGCAUCUUGUUCGUCGCGACCCAGUUUACAGUUCCAACUUUUAGCAAGACGUACGCAAUUUAAAAAAUGGCUGCUGUCGCUGCUGUCUCUUCCCGGGCCCUGGCCGCUCCUAGCUGCGGGCUGCGUCAGGUGAACCGGCUAGACAAUGUGGCCCCCAGCCAUGCGGCGGUGCUGCCGCGGGUGGCACAGAGCAGCAGGGUGGUGUGCCUAAACCCGUCCAUUGUCAUCUCAGGGUCCACCGCGCUGUCACUGGCUUUGGGGAGGUUCGCGUUCCGCCCUUUCUGGAAGAGAACAAACGAGGAGCAAGGGCGCCCAGUGCAGAACGGUGUCACCCACGAGGACGCGGGUGACUCCAGGGCAGCUGAGGUCUCGUCUGUGUUGAAGAGCAACGACCCAGAGGGUUUCAGUGUUGUCGAGGUCCUCGCAUGGGGUGCCAUUGGCCACGCAAUUGCAUACUUCAUUCUUGCAACUGCCUCCAACGGGUAUGAGCCCAAGUUUUAGGGAUCUGUACAAUCUGAACAGCGCGAGUACUUGAGUCUGCAAGGAACACGAUGUGGGCUGCUCUUCUGGCAAGCAACUCAGUCAAGUUGCUGUUGAGAAGAGAGCCGAAUCAGUGGCGCCAGCUUAGUUGAUGCUAUUUGCGACGAACAUUUAAGACUGGAGCUUGUGUACAUGUAUAGAGACUGGUGCUUCAUACAAGCAGUUUGUGAUUCUCUGCAAGUGAAUACGUCUUGGCAAGCCUGAGCUCUUGAUCAAAAGAGGAAUGAUCAUCUUGGUUGUAAUCAUAAUCGAGUUUUGCUGCACAAGAAAUUCUUUCACACUGAGCGAAGGGAAGUGUGUCAAUUGCCCGUCGCGGCAGUGAGUUUCGGCUUGUGAAAGUCAAAGCAAAUCUACCACAGCGGAAAGGUAACCCAUCUAGACUGCACAUGUCACGGAACCGUGCUUGUGAAGCGCCACGACUCUUUGGCCAUAUAUAGACUGAUUGCUUGAUGGGCGCCUUCCAAGCCUUGCUUUGCGGCCUUUCCAUUCUGGACUUUUAUGGGAGUGUUUGCGCACCCGUCGUCCCGCACCAG
Molecule: messenger RNA, 1226 nt
Organism: Klebsormidium nitens
Lineage: Eukaryota; Viridiplantae; Streptophyta; Klebsormidiophyceae; Klebsormidiales; Klebsormidiaceae
Source: the annotation of a GenBank genome assembly